CCACAAAAGCUGGAGAUAAUGGAGAAUGAUGCUGAGAAAUGGAAAAGCGAGGGAGUGGAGCCCGAACCCCUGGAUUUGAGUGCCUCAUCUAACACUCGGCUACUCACUUAGCCUCUCUAUUGUUCAGUAAAAUAGGGGGUGAUCAUAGUGCCUGACAGUCAUGAGAAAAGUGUGUGUGUGUAUGUACAUAGGUGUGGGAUAGGAAUAGAUCAUGCAGAUAGGAUAGGUCUGUGUGUUAAUGUGAGUAAGCAUGAGCUAUUAUUAAAGCUUCUGAUAUUGGGAGAUAAAGUAUUAGAUGGGGAAAUGGAGAGAGGUGGUGAUGGAGAGUGAAUACUGGAAGGACAAAAGGGAGGAAAAAAAGAUUCAAACAGAAAAUGAGAAAGGGCGUGGUGACUCAUUCCUGUCAUCCACAGCACUUUGGGAGGCUGCGGUGGGAGGAUCACUUGAGCUUGGGAGGUCAAGGCUGCUGUAUGCCGUGAUUGUGCCACUGCACUUCAGGCUGGGUGACAGAGUGAGACCCUGUUUCAAAAAAACAAAAAUGAAUUUUUUUUUUUUUUUUUUGAGAUGGAGUUUCGCUCUUGUUGCCCAGGCUGGAGUGCAGUGGUGCGAUCUCGGCUCACUGCAACCUCUGCCUCCUGGGUUCAAGCGAGUCUCCUGCCUCAGCCCCCAGAGUAGCUGGGAUUACAGGCAGGUGCCACCACCCUGGCUAAUUUUGUGUUUUUAGUAGAGACGGGAUUUUUCCAUGUUGGUCAGGCUGGUCUCGCACUCCCGACCUCAGGUGAUCUGCCUGCCUCAGCCUCCCAAAGUGCUGGGAUUAUAGGCGUGAGCCACCGUGCCCGGCCUGAAAAAGCAUUUUUUUUUUUUUUUAAUGAGAAAGAUGGAGAAAGUCAAAUGGAGAACUGAAGAGAGAUGGAGAAAGGAAGAGUUGGAUUACAGAGAAAAAUCAGACUACAGAAUGACUCAUAAGUGAAGAGAGAUGCGAGCUGACUAGGACAGGGAAGAGAGAUGAGGGUGAUGAACAAGACGGACUGAAAAAGAGACAGAGGCCUGAAGAUGGAGUGGAAAGAGAUGGAGGGGACAGAGGGGGAAACAAACCCACUGAAGGCCAUGAGCCCAGGGCAAAUAGGCCAAGAGACCAAAAGAUGGUCAGAGACACAGUUAUACAGAAACUUGAAGAUGCAGACAACCUAGAAGCCGAAAAAGAUAGAUACCUUGAGAGGAGCGGGAUGCUGUCAGUGGGGCCCAGCAUGCAUAAGCAGUUUCUAGCCUCAGGAAUGCUCUCAUUUUCUUUUCUUUCUUUUUUUUUUUUUUGAGACAGAGUCUCGCUCUGUUGCCCAGGCUGGAGUGCAGUGGCUCAGUCUUGGCUUCCUGCAAGCUCUGCCUCCAGGGUUCAAGUGAUUCUCCUGCCUCAGCCUCCCGAGUAGCUGGGACUACCCGAGUAGCCAGGUGCCCGCCACCACACCUGGCUAAUUUUUUUUCUCCAGCCUGGGUGACAGAGCAAGACUCCAUCUCAAAACAAAAAAGACUCCAACUAAUCCAGGGCCUGAAAACCCAGAAUGAACUUGUGUCCAUCCCAGAGAUCACUGCAGAUGUCAUGAGGUACCCUUUGUGUCACCAGCUCAAGCAGGCCUCUGGCCACUUUAUCAUCUGUGAUGGUCCUGUGCCGUGACCAGGAGGAAAAAUUAGCUCUUUGAAGAGAAAGUGGUUCUCUAUUGCAGGCACUGGCCUCUUAAAUUGUUGCAGGUGGGGAAUGGAUGAGAAUAUUUGUUUUGGGUGAUCAGAACUGAGACUCCUAUUGUGGAUUAGUAACAUGCCUCCUCCUAGAACAAGGGAGGGCAGGGAUCGCCGAGACCACCACCGGGCUCCCAGCGAGGAAGAGGCCUUGGAGAAAUGGGACUGGAAUUGUCCAGAGACGCGUCGCCUCUUGGAAGAUGCCUUCUUCCGUAAAGAGGAUUACAUCCGUCAGGGUUCUGAGGAAUGUCAGAAGUUUUGGACCUUCUUUGAACGCCUGCAGAGAUUCCAGAAUCUCAAGACCUCCAGGAAGGAGGAGAAAGACCCUGGACAGCCCAAGCACAGCAUCCCAGCGCUGGCCGACCUACCUCGCACUUACGACCCACGUUACCGCAUCAACCUCUCUGUUCUUGGCCCUGCCACGCGGGGCUCUCAGGGACUGGGCAGGCACUUGCCCGCGGAGAGAGUGGCUGAGUUCCGCCGAGCCCUGUUGCACUACCUGGACUUUGGCCAGAAGCAGGCAUUUGGGCGUCUGGCCAAGCUGCAGCGUGAGCGGGCAGCCCUCCCCAUCGCCCAGUAUGGGAACCGCAUCCUGCAGACGCUGAAGGAGCACCAGGUGGUGGUAGUGGCCGGUGACACCGGCUGUGGCAAGUCCACUCAGGUGCCCCAGUACCUGCUGGCUGCUGGCUUCAGUCAUGUGGCGUGCACCCAGCCCCGGCGGAUCGCCUGCAUCUCACUGGCCAAGCGUGUGGGCUUUGAGAGCCUCAGUCAGUAUGGCUCACAGGUCGGCUACCAGAUCCGCUUUGAGAGCACACGUUCGGCGGCCACCAAGAUUGUAUUCCUGACAGUGGGGCUGCUCCUGCGACAAAUCCAGCGGGAACCCAGCCUGCCCCAGUAUGAGGUCCUGAUUGUGGAUGAAGUUCAUGAGCGGCAUCUCCACAACGAUUUCCUCCUGGGCGUCCUCCAGCGCCUGUUGCCCACGCGGCCUGACCUCAAGGUCAUCCUCAUGUCGGCCACCAUCAACAUCUCGCUCUUCUCCAGCUAUUUCAGCAAUGCCCCUGUGGUACAGGUGCCUGGGAGGCUGUUCCCCAUCACAGUUGUGUACCAGCCACAGGAGGCAGAGCCGACCACGUCCAAGUCAGAGAAGCUGGACCCGCGGCCUUUCCUGAGGGUGCUGGAGUCCAUUGACCACAAGUACCCACCUGAGGAGCGGGGUGACCUCCUCGUCUUCCUCAGCGGCAUGGCGGAGAUCAGCGCCGUGCUGGAGGCUGCCCAGACCUAUGCCAGCCACACCCAGCGCUGGGUGGUGCUGCCACUGCACAGCGCCCUGUCUGUGGCCGACCAGGACAAGGUAUUUGAUGUGGCACCCCCUGGAGUCCGGAAAUGCAUCCUCUCCACCAACAUUGCUGAGACCUCAGUCACCAUUGACGGGAUCCGCUUCGUAGUAGAUUCCGGAAAGGUGAAGGAGAUGAGCUACGAUCCGCAGGCCAAGCUGCAGCGGCUGCAGGAGUUCUGGAUCAGUCAGGCCAGCGCAGAGCAGCGGAAGGGCCGGGCGGGCCGCACGGGCCCCGGAGUCUGCUUCCGCCUCUAUGCUGAAUCGGACUAUGAUGCCUUCGCCCCCUACCCCGUCCCGGAAAUUCGGAGGGUGGCCCUGGACUCGUUGGUGCUACAGAUGAAGAGCAUGAGUGUGGGGGACCCCCGAACCUUCCCCUUCAUCGAGCCCCCACCACCAGCCAGCCUGGAAACCGCCAUCCUCUACCUCCGGGACCAGGGGGCCCUGGACAGCUCAGAGGCCCUCACACCCAUUGGGUCCCUGCUGGCCCAGCUGCCUGUGGACGUUGUGAUUGGGAAGAUGCUGAUCCUGGGCUCCAUGUUCAGCCUGGUGGAGCCUGUGCUCACCAUCGCAGCCGCGCUUAGCGUCCAGUCGCCCUUCACCCGCAGUGCCCAGAGCAGCCCAGAGUGCGCGGCAGCACGGCGGCCACUGGAGAGCGACCAGGGUGACCCCUUCACGCUCUUCAACGUCUUCAACGCCUGGGUGCAGGUGAAAUCUGAACGGAGCAGAAACUCUCGCAAGUGGUGCCGCCGCCGGGGCAUAGAGGAGCAUCGACUGUACGAGAUGGCCAACCUUCGGCGCCAGUUCAAGGAGCUGUUGGAGGACCACGGGCUGCUGGCUGGGGCCCAGGCCGCGCAGGUAGGGGACAGCUACAGUCGGCUGCAGCAGCGCCGGGAGCGCCGAGCCCUGCACCAGCUGAAACGCCAGCACGAGGAGGGCGCGGGGCGCAGGCGCAAGGUGCUGCGGCUGCAGGAGGAGCAGGACGGCGGCUCCAGUGACGAGGACAGGGCUGGCCCAGCCCCCCCAGGGGCCAGUGAUGGCGUGGACAUCCAGGAUGUGAAGUUCAAGCUUCGGCAUGACCUGGCGCAGCUGCAGGCCACCGCCAGCUCAGCCCAGAACCUGAGCCACGAGCAGCUGGCUCUGCUGAAGCUGGUGCUGGGCCGGGGCCUGUACCCGCAGCUGGCCGUCCCCGACGCCUUCAACAGCAGCCGAAAGGACUCAGACCAGAUUUUCCACACGCAGGCCAAGCAGGGCGCCGUGCUGCACCCCACCUGCGUCUUCGCUGGCAGCCCCGAGGUGCUGCACGCACGGGAGCUGGAGGCCAGCAACUGCGACGGAAGCCGAGACGACAAGGACAAGAUGAGCAGCAAACACCAGCUCCUCAGCUUUGUGUCCCUGCUGGAGACCAACAAGCCGUACCUGGUGAACUGCGUCCGCAUCCCUGCCCUCCAGUCCCUCCUGCUUUUUAGCCGGUCUUUGGACACCAAUGGUGACUGCUCCCGCCUGGUGGCCGAUGGCUGGCUGGAGCUGCAGCUAGCAGACAGUGAAAGUGCCGUCCGACUCCUGGCGGCUUCCCUGCGGCUCCGUGCCCGCUGGGAAAGUGCCCUGGACCGGCAGCUGGCGCACCAGGCCCAGCGGCAGCUGGAGGAGCAGGAUGCGCCAGUCAGCCCCAAGGAGGUGGCCACCCUGAGCAAGGAACUCCUGCAAUUCACGGCAUCCAAGAUUCCUUACAGCCUCCGGCGGCUUACAGGGCUAGAAGCCCAGAACAUGUAUGUGGGACCCCAGACCAUCCCAGCCACCCCCCAUCUUCCUGGCCUCUUUGGCAGCUCCACCCUGUCCCCCCACCCCACAAAGGGGGGCUACGCAGUCACUGACUUCCUCACCUACAACUGCCUCACGCGUGAUACAGACUUGUACAGCGACUGUCUCCGAACCUUCUGGACCUGCCCCCACUGUGGCCUGCAUGCGCCCCUCACGCCCCUGGAGCGCAUCGCCCAUGAGAACACCUGCCCCCAGGCCCCACAGGAUGGGCCCCCAGGGGCUGAGGAAGCUGCCCCCGAAACCCUCCAGAAGACAUCUGUCCUGCAGAGGCCCUACCACUGCGAGGCCUGCGGGAAGGACUUCCUCUUUACACCCACAGAGGUGCUGCGCCACCGGAAGCAGCACGUGUGAGCUGGGCCAGGAGCCCUGCCCACCUCCCCGCAGCUGGCCUGCCCUCCAGCCCAGGACUAGGGGCAGGACUCUUGCCUGAACCCCCAGCCUGGGCUUAGCCCUGUGGUCCUGUCCCAGUGCAGAGGGCCUGGAGCAUGGAUUGUGAAUAAAGCCUCACAUGCUGACA
Gorilla gorilla gorilla (western lowland gorilla) is the source of this 5402-nucleotide messenger RNA. It is a transcript of the gene DHX34, whose product is annotated as DExH-box helicase 34. Gene Ontology annotation, cellular component: intracellular anatomical structure. Gene Ontology annotation, molecular function: RNA binding; ATP binding; helicase activity. Lineage: Eukaryota; Metazoa; Chordata; Mammalia; Primates; Hominidae. The coding region runs from base 1811 to 5236 and encodes 1141 amino acids. The transcript is spliced from 17 exons. The record is from RefSeq and is a predicted model, not a curated record.